Molecule: messenger RNA, 1452 nt
Organism: Rotaria socialis
Lineage: Eukaryota; Metazoa; Rotifera; Eurotatoria; Philodinida; Philodinidae
Source: the annotation of a GenBank genome assembly
AUGGCGACUUUAACGACAUCAAGUGAAUGUUCACAAUGCUCGAAGACUAAAGCACAAUGCACUUGUCGAGGAUGUCAAGGCUCGUUUUGUACGAAGCAUUUCAAUGAGCAUCGCCAACAAUUGUCAGUGCGAUUCGAUCAAGAAAUUGGUGAAGCUCAUGACGAGCUUGUCCAACAAAUAGACAAGCUCACACGGCAAAACAAAAUUCAUGAUGAUAUUUUCUCUGAAAUUGAUCGAUGGGAGACAAGAAUGAUCAAAAAAAUUCAGCAAGUAGCGGAGAAGGUUCGUCGUCAAAUCAUCGAAUUGGUCAGCCAAGGAACAGAGACUUUGAAUGAUGAAUUAAAAGCUUUGACCAAGGAUAUUCGUCGUUGUCGGCAGGAAGACGACUUUGUUGAAGAAGAUAUCGAGAACCUUCGACAAAAAAUAUAUGAACUACAGUCAUCAUUCGAAAAAACCACUGUUUCAAAUGAUAUCGAAGUUAUUGAACGAAAAGAUCCUAUUAAAUGGAACCGUAUGAUCUAUGCCAGGAAGCGUCAACAAAUGCUUUUACCCAGUAUUCCUCUUAAUGUGAAAUGGGCACUCAAAGGUUGCACUAUUGCUGGAGGUCAUGGACGAGGUGAUGCAUUAAACCAACUAAACGCCCCUUUUAGCGUCUACAUCGAUGAUAAACAGAGUAUCUAUAUUGCUGACUGUGAAAACCAUCGUAUUGUGGAAUGGAAACCAAAUUCAACUGUUGGCGAAGUGGUGGCCGGUGGGAAUGGAUCUGGCAAUCGAGCUAAUCAGUUGUGCUGUCCUACUGAUGUCAUAGUUGACAAAGAGGCAAAUAGUCUCAUCAUUUGUGAUCGAGGAAAUCGACGAAUUAUGAGAUGGUCUUGCCAAAGGGGCACUUGUGGAGAGACUAUCAUUUCAAACAUUGACUGUAGCAGGUUAUCGAUGGAUAAUCGAAGAUCUCUGUACGUAUCUGACUGGAAAAAGAAUGAAGUAAGACGAUUCGAUGACGGCGGUACUGAAGGAACUAUAGUGGCACGUGGCAGUGGACCAAGUGAUCGUCUCAGUCAACCUACUUGCAUUUUUGUCGACCAAGAUCACUCAGUGUUCGUUUCGGAUUACGAUAAUCACCGCGUAUUGAAGUGGAUAAAAGAUUCACAUGAAGGUAUCAUUGUAGCUGGUGGAAACCGAGAAGGAAAUGAUCUAACACAACUGUCUCAUCCCCAAGGAUUGUUCGUUGACCAGUUUGGUAGAAUCUACGUAUCAGAUCAGAGAAAUCACCGAGUGAUGCGCUGGUGCGAUUCAGCAAAACAGGGAGAGGUCAUUGUUGAUGCAAAUAAUACAGGAGAUUCAUUAUGUCAGUUGAAUCGUCCAAUAGGCUUAUCCUUUGAUCAACAUGGCAAUCUUUAUGUCGUUGAUGGAGGUAACGAUCGAGUCAUACGAUUUAAUAUGCAGCCAAAUUGA